Molecule: messenger RNA, 3105 nt
Organism: Aureobasidium subglaciale EXF-2481
Lineage: Eukaryota; Fungi; Ascomycota; Dothideomycetes; Dothideales; Saccotheciaceae
Exons: 3
Coding region: 1-3105 (1034 amino acids)
Biological process (GO): protein sumoylation
Cellular component (GO): cytoplasm; SUMO activating enzyme complex
Molecular function (GO): SUMO activating enzyme activity
Source: RefSeq, a predicted model, not a curated record
AUGACUGACACCAAGAUGGAUGUCGACAGCCCCGCUGCUGCUAUCGAGCAGCUGAAGGAGGCGAACGGAGAGAUCGAUGAAUCGCUAUACAGCAGACAGCUCUACGUGCUGGGCCACGAGGCCAUGAAGCGCAUGGGCUCAUCCAACAUUCUGGUUGUUGGUCUGCGCGGUCUGGGUGUCGAAGUGGCAAAGAACAUUGCUCUUGCCGGUGUCAAGAGCUUGACACUAUACGACCCCAAGCCCGCUCAGAUCCAGGACCUGUCGUCACAGUUCUUCCUCCACCCCGAAGACGUCGGCAAGCCGCGUGCUCAAGUUACCGUUCCUCGUGUCUCGGAACUCAACCCCUACACUCCCGUAAACCUCCUCAAAUCGACCUCCAUCACCGACGACCUUAGCCAACUCCGGGACUUCCAAUGCGUUGUCCUCACCGACACCCCGCUCAAGGACCAGCUCCUCAUCUCAGACUACUGCCACCAAAAUGGCAUCUACCUUGUCAUCGCCGACACUUUCGGUCUUUUUGGUACCAUCUUCGCCGACUUCGGCAAGAACUUCACCGUCGGCGACUACAACGGAGAGAACCCCGUCAGCGGCAUCGUUGCCAACAUCGACUCUGAAGGCAUCGUUUCCGCUCUGGAUGAGACAAGACAUGGUCUCGAAGACGGCGACUUUGUUACCUUCUCAGAGGUCCAAGGUAUGGAUGCUCUCAACGACUCUGCCCCUCGCAAGAUUACCGUCAAGGGUCCCUACACCUUCUCUAUCGGCGACGUCUCUGGUCUUGGUGACUACAAGCGUGGAGGUCUCUAUACCCAAGUCAAGAUGCCCAAGUUCCUGGACUUUGAGCCUCUGAGCCAACAACUAAAGAAGCCCGAGCUCAUGAUGUCUGACUUCGCCAAAUUCGACCGCCCCGCCCAGCUCCACGUUGGUUUCCAGGCCCUUCACGCUUUCAACGAUAAGCAUGGCCACUUCCCCAAGCCCCACAACGAGCAGGAUGCUGCUGAGCUUCUCAAGCUUGCGCAAGAGUUGGCUGGUUCGGGCGAGGAGAAGGUGGAGUUGGAUGAGAAGGUUCUUCGUGAGUUGUCAUACCAGGCACAGGGUGAUCUCAGUCCCAUGGCCGCUUUCUUCGGUGGUCUUGCCGCUCAAGAGGUCCUCAAGUCUGUCUCUGGAAAGUUUCACCCCAUAGUCCAGUGGCUCUACUUCGAUGCUCUAGAAGCUGUUCCCACAUCAGUCCAGCGUUCGGAGGAACUCUGCAAGCCUACUGGUACCCGUUACGAUGGUCAGAUCGCCGUCUUCGGUAAGGAGUUCCAGGAGAAGCUCGCCAACAACAAGCAAUUCCUGGUUGGUGCAGGAGCCAUUGGCUGUGAGAUGCUGAAGAACUGGGCCAUGGUUGGUCUUGCAACUGGUCCUCAGGGUAAGAUUACUGUUACGGAUAUGGACCAGAUCGAGCGCAGCAACUUGAACAGACAGUUCCUCUUCAGAACAAAGGACGUUGGUCAGCUCAAGAGUGAAUCUGCCACCCGUGCUGUCGAAGCCAUGAACCCCGAUCUCAAGGGCAAGAUUGAAUCUAUGAAGGACCGUGUUGGUCAGGAUACUGAGCACCUCUUCAACGAGGACUUCUGGAACAGCCUUGAUGGUGUGACCAAUGCCCUCGACAACGUCGAUGCCCGUACCUAUGUUGAUCGCAGAUGUGUCUUCUUCCAAAAGCCCCUGCUGGACAGUGGCACCCUGGGCACCAAGGGCAAUACCCAGGUUGUUCUUCCCAGAAUUACCGAGUCAUACUCCAGUUCGCAAGAUCCUCCUGAGCAAUCCUUCCCCAUGUGUACUCUGCGCAGUUUCCCUAAUCGCAUUGAGCACACUAUCGCUUGGGCCAAGGAUCUCUUCCACACUUACUUCGCCGGACCAGCCGAGAUCGUCAACGCAUACAUCACCCAACCCGACUACCUUGGUGCCGCACUCAAGCAGUCCGGCAAUGAGAAGCAGACUCUCGAGACUUUGAAGGAAUUCUUGGUCACUGACAAGCCUGAAUCCUACGAGGACUGCCUCAAAUGGGCCAGAUCUCAGUUUGAGAAGCAGUACAACAACGCUAUCCAGCAGCUUCUGUACAACUUUCCCAAAGACUCCAAGACUUCUAGUGGUCAGCCAUUCUGGUCUGGUCCCAAGCGUGCACCAGAGCCUUUGACCUACGACCCCAACAACGACACUCACUUCACCUUCAUUCUUGCCGCCGCUAACCUCCACGCCUUCAACUACGGCAUUCCUCAGAAGGGACGCAAGGACAAGAGCGAAGUCGACGAGCUUGUCAACAACAUCAUCAUCGAGGACUUCAAGCCUGAUCCCGGUGUCAAGAUCCAGGCCAGUGAGAACGAGCCUGACCCGAACGGUCCAGCCGCGUCCAUGGAUGACAACGAUGAGCUUGACAAUAUCGCCAAAUCAUUGCCCUCGCCUAAGACUUUGGGCAACUUCAAGCUGAUUCCUGUUGAGUUCGAGAAGGAUGAUGACUCUAACUUCCACAUCGACUUCAUCACCGCUGCCAGCAAUCUGCGCGCUGACAACUACAGCAUCGUCAACGCCGAUCGUCUGAAGACCAAGUUCAUUGCAGGCAAGAUCAUUCCUGCCAUCGCGACCACUACUGCUUUGGUCACUGGUCUUGUUGUACUUGAGUUGUUCAAGAUCAUUGAUGGCAAGGACGACAUUGAGCAGUACAAGAACGGCUUCAUCAACUUGGCCUUGCCCUUCUUCGGUUUCUCCGAGCCCAUCGCUUCGCCAAAGGGCAAGUACCAGGGCAAGAAUGGCGAGGUCGUCAUUGACAAGCUCUGGGACCGCUUCGACACCGAGGACGUUACCUUGGAGCAGUUCCUCAAAGACUUCUCUGACAAGGGUCUGGAAAUCACCAUGAUCAGUUCCGGUGUCAGUCUGCUGUACGCCAGCUUCUACCCUGCGGCCAAGAACAAGGACAGGCUGCCCCUGAAGUUGAGCGAACUCGUCGAGACGAUUAGCAAGAAGCCCAUUCCAGAGCACCAGAAGAACGUCAUCUUCGAGAUCACUGCUGAGGAUACUACGGAGGAUGACGUUGAAAUUCCCUAUGUCAGAUUGGUGCUUAGAAAGUAG